CUCGUUUGCAUUGCUCUCAGUCGUCAGGAAAGGCUUAUGCACAUCCACGUGGACGCAAUCUCGCCAGAUCUAGACCGAUGGUCGUUCUCUCUGUAUGUUCUUUGCCGGAUCCAAAGGAGGUGGACUACGAUCACUUGUUUGUCCGUCUCAUGUCUGCUCUGGAUCUCUUCGUGGAAAACGACUACAUCGUCAUACUCUUCGCAUCUGCCGGUCGCCACCGACCGGGGUGGAACUGGCUUUGGAAGGCGUACAAGGGCCUCACUAGGAACUAUCGUAAGAAUUUAAAACGGCUCUACAUCGUUCAUCCCACGCUAUUCACGAAAACCCUUGUGCAAUUUAUCAGCACUGGCUCUUACUUCAUCUCGCCGAAAUUUGCACGCAAGAUUGUGCAAUGCUCCACCCUUGCCGAGCUCGGGCAACACGUGCCAUUGCAGCAAAUUGAGCUUCCUCCAGAGGUUCUCACUCACGAUCUGGCGUUGACAAAAGGAGAAGAAGCCAAGGCCUCUUUCUCCACGCAAGAAGCAGGUGCCUUGGAUGCAACGAAGAAGGUCUUCGGUGUGCCGCUAGAGCAUCUGAUGGGGGAGUCCGGCGAAUAUUGGUCUAUCCCACGCGUCGUCAAGGAUUCCAUAGAAUUUUUGCGUCACCCUCUGCCGGGCUCGGAAGACACAGGCGAGCUUCUCAUGGAUACCGAAGGAAUUUUUCGACGCUCACCCCCUUCAAGUCUAUUGCGUGCGGCUCAGAUGGCGUAUGAUGGCGGCCACCCUGUCAACCUUGAACGAUACGGCGACGGCCCGGCAUCAGCUGCACAUUUGGCGGCGUCGUUACUCAAGACGUUCUUGAGACGCUUACCAUCACCGCUCUUUCCGCCAAGCUUGUAUCCGCUCGUCAAAGCGUGCCCUCUACACGACCCUGGCGAGAACCUCGCCGAUCUCGAGGACACGUUGGAGUAUAUCAGAUCACGUCUCUUACCAGCUCUCGCACCGCCCUGUAAGAUCACUUUGCUCGCGACAGUAUGCGAGCUUCUGCACGACGUUGCUCAACGCUCACAACGGAACAAGAUGGACGCAGCAAAUUUGGCGACUGUCAUCGCCCCCAACUUGGUGCGAGGCUCUGAUCCCCUGCGCGACGUUGCGAUGUGCAGAGUGGAAGGCAUUGGUAGCAUGCAUUCGACGGUCUCCAACAGCGGCGGUAAACCUCAAGGUCCACGUCCUGCAACUCUCAGUCGUGGUGCAACAAGUACUCCUGACUCGAACGCCACAGACGUCAAAGGUCCAGCCGGCGGCGAUCGUACUUUAGGCACGGUGCUGCGUAUUUGCGUAGAACACGCCUACGAGAUCUUCCCUGCUGCUCCUGUGGAGCCGCCGAUGAACACUUCGUACUCAGACAGCAUCGACGGCAUCAUCAGCGGCGCCGUCACCCCUGCCCAGCCUUCCAGCCCAUCGGUUACGCGUAACUCGGCGCGGCUGCCUCCCUUGAGUACCAGCGUCAGCACAUGGACGGAUAGUAGCGCAAGCGAAGGCCGACCAAGCAGCGAGCACGCUCUACUUGGACUCGGCCUUUCCGCCCAGACGAAUGGCCAUUCGCAGAAGAUGUCGGCUAGUCAGGGUGAUGCGAAUGUAUCGCCAGCUGGCGCAUCCGAAGCUCGCGGCUGGGCGCGUCCGCGCUCGGGAUCUGCAUCCCAACCAGCAGGACGUGCCAGCGUGGAGCAGUCAACGAGAUCAGCCGAACCCGCACAACACGAGGCCGGAGUGCACCCUUCUUCAACAGCAGCUCGCGGCGCCAGCAUUCGCAGCGUGGGAGGUGCCCGCAGCGGCGAAGGGGGAAGCUAUCGCGGUGCGGGUGGAGGCUUUGGAGCCCUGGGAAAGAGCUCAGCAGGUAGCCUGAGACUGACCAAAGGGCGCCUUGGCUCAAUUGGCAGUGGUUCAAGCUUGAGAGGCGCGUCUACGCUAGCAGCCACGGGUGCGCAUGCGAAUUCCAUCUUUGCCCAGGGGUCGCCACUGGGCAAGACUGUCCAAGGCGAUCAUGCCAUUACUCCUCCCAUGGCUACCGGGAUGGUACGAUAUGCGAGCACAGGUAGCGAGGGCCUCACGAGCUCUCCGUCGGGCGUCAGUCUGAGCGGGGCGAAUGCGUCUGGUCUCUUUUCCAAUUCAAGCGCGAGCAACUCCACGCUCUCGUCUCCAGUGGCCAAAAAGGGGUCAAGCCCGGCGGCACACUCUGCGACAGCGGUCGACGACCGGUCCCCCCUUUCUGCAAGGACUAGCACCCCAAGAACAAGUGCGUCACCGAGCAUCAUGGUAGGAUCGACUAUGGAUGCAGACGUGCAACCUAGCUUAAUGACCGACGCUACAACCACACCACUGAAUUCGAGCAUCGCGAACACUAAUCGAGCGCCAAGCGCACCGGGUCUCUCGGCAGGCCAGCCCAUCUCACGGCAUCUCAGCGCUUCCGGUGGCGGUCGGCCUCUUUCCGAGGUGGUCGAGCACGACGAUGACCAUCUGGAGUAAAGUCUACUGUUUCUUUUUGUUCAUCUUUAGUUCCCACUCAGGCGCGAUAUGUCACCAGACGCACGCAAGGUCACGUUUUGGAAGUCAAUACCCAUCUCACAGGUCUGCACCGCACAAAUGCGUGAGUGUAGACGGCAGGGAUGCCUUGACAGAGGAAAGCAUCCAUUAAGAAAGGAAGCAAAGGGUCCGCGCGAUCAGGACGUCGCUGUCUUGCCCUUUGCUCGUUUUCUCUCAGCUACCCAAGCGUCGAUCUGAGCUUUGAGAUCGGUCGCUAGCAGACGGCACCGAACGAGGUAAGAGAUGAGCUUGAGGAGUCCUCUCGGAGACGA
This is a messenger RNA of Ceraceosorus guamensis, 2833 nucleotides long. RefSeq lists its product as hypothetical. Gene Ontology annotation, cellular component: cytoplasm. Gene Ontology annotation, biological process: small GTPase-mediated signal transduction. NCBI's taxonomy places the organism in Eukaryota, Fungi, Basidiomycota, Exobasidiomycetes, Ceraceosorales, Ceraceosoraceae. Gene Ontology annotation, molecular function: GTPase activator activity. The record is from RefSeq and is a predicted model, not a curated record. The transcript is spliced from 2 exons. Bases 78 to 2504 code for a protein of 808 amino acids.